Molecule: messenger RNA, 10270 nt
Organism: Cherax quadricarinatus
Lineage: Eukaryota; Metazoa; Arthropoda; Malacostraca; Decapoda; Parastacidae
Product: serine-rich adhesin for platelets
Source: RefSeq, a predicted model, not a curated record
AAGCCAGGGACGCGCCGAGUGAACGCGCAGAAGGAUUGUCUGCGUUUACUUGAGUGACCUACUUCUUAAUUAGUACCCUUGAUAAAGUUGGAUGUAAUACCGAAGUAAGGGCGUGAUUGAAGUAUUGAUUGCUGGAUUGAUAUUGUGAGAUAGCGGCGUGGUAGGGGAAGGAGAGAGGAAGAUUUGUAGGUGGCGCUGGCGCUCAACCCAACACGGAGUUGCUUGAGGCCAGUUUUGGAAUGCCAAGGUUAUAUUGGUUAGUUAUGUGAGUGCUUGUACCACGGGCAUCGUCACACCUCACACAUGUAAUGUUCACGCUCUCUUGACCUACGUGAUAAACCCGUAGGCCCGCUGCCUCCAGUGAAGUGAAUUCCCCAGUAGCAAAGUAAAGGGACACAGCCAAAAUGACAUCAAUAGGAAAAUUUGUUCUCAGCUGAUGUAUUCUUUGCUGUAUUAACAAACACAGUGAUAAACACAGGUCAACAGAACUGUUUUGGAUGAGUCUAAUUGUGUUGGAGUGUGGUGUUUAAGGAAAUGUCAUCAUGGAAAAAUUUGGCACUUAGCCAGAAAUGAGAAUGAAGAAAAAAUGAGUGUUGGUUGCUUCUCUAUUCUUAGUAAGUGCUCCUCACUUAACGACAUACCUGUUUAACGACCGCUCAGACUUACGACCAGCUCUCCGACCAGUGUACUUUACAGCUGAGUUGUUGAAGCGAUGCCAGGAUUGCGGUCGCUGGUAGCACGGAGGAGGUCUUCCCUGGCAUCUCCACCUUAUGUCUCCAGCCCCAGCCCCAUACCACUCAGCUUGCCUGAGAUAUACGUUAAUGAUGGUAAGGGAGAGAAAUUGGAAAGUGAGGAUUACCAAACCCCAGAACAGGUGACUGUAAACGGGGAAAUGAGUCAAAAUGAUGAUAAUACUGUUAACAUACACGAGACAGAUAACAGUGAUUGUGUGACACCACAGCAACAAAGUUCGAGUGAUGAAAGUAACCAAAAUAAAGAAACAUCAGGUGUAGAGAAAAGUGAAAGUGUGGAGACAGAUGGAGUAACGGCUGUGAGUGAUAAAGAAAUAACCCAAAACCAAAAUUGCUCUGAUAAAGAAUGUGUUGAAACUGACGGUGCUCAAAGUAUAUCAGAGUCAUGCAAGGAGGUCCAAAAUCAGGAAUCUAUAGAUCCAGAGCUUAUUGAAAACAGCACGCUAGAAGUAUCAAAUGCGAACGAGACAAGCCUAGAAGACAAAAAAGCUGAUGUUGAUCAUGUAGCUGAUGAAGAUGCAGAGGAAAAAACUAGAGUGAGUGAUGAAAAAGUAGUAAAUGUGAGUGCAGAAGAGGAAAAACAAGAUGAAGAAACUACCGAUAUAGUUAUACAAAAUGAGAGUGCACCUGAAGUGGGUGAAAAAAAUGAAAAAGAGAAAGAUAAAGAAGUGAAUGAAAGUAAAGGAACUACGCAUUUAGAUCACAUAGUCAGCAACAGUAAUCCUGAAAUAGAAAUUAUUGAUGAGAAAAUUGAAGAGUUUCCUUCCUUAGAAAAAAAUAGUUUGAACCAGAGCUCAGUUAAUCUGAAAGAAAAACGAUCAACUCCCAAUGAUGGAAGUGGAAAGGAGUCAAGUGAAAGACUUUCCAUCACAAAUUCUGAAGAUCACACAAAGCCUCAAACCAAACUUUCUGUUAGUAGUAACCAGGAUAAUGAUACUGGACAAAAAAGUGAAAAUGAGUUAUCAGCUUCUGCUAAAAAAAAUUGUGCUAAUAAAUGUGUAAAAAGAUCAGCAAUGGAGAUUGAAUCAACAUUAGCCAGUCGAGGUGUAACCAUUGUGAGGAGGAUUGUUGAUAAUGCAGAGACAGUUGGCAAAACAAAGAAUGAUUCCAUGCAGAAUGCCAAAAAAGAUAGGAUUAUUAACAGUAGCUCUGUAAUUACAGCAAAUCCACAGGUUUCUGUAUCAAGUGGAAAUUUUUUAUCACAGUCAGCCAACAGAUCUAUGUCAGCUAGUUAUAGCUUGAAAGGACUUGCAUCUAUCAGAAUGCAAAGGGGGUCAUCAGUUCAACACUUUUCAGGUGGACAUAUUGGUCGUUCAGUAUCAAAAGACUUCUAUAGACCCAUGAAUUCAAGAGGAGCACUUGUUCAGGCAGGUCCAAAAGCACUCCCAGUGCUUACAGAUUCAAAAGGAUCUACUCAAACAAAUUUUAGAGGUAUUACCAUACAUCCAAAUUCAAAAUAUUCUUCACAUCCAGCUUUCAGAGGAAUGGCCAUGAACUCAAAUUUAAGAUCUCCAGGAACACUAACAAAUAAUAGAGGCCUCAAAAUGGAUGAAACUCUAAAAGGACUAAGUACACAUACACCAAAAGGAUUUGUUGCACAUUCACAUCCCAGAGGGCCUUUAUUGAAUAACACUCUUGGAGGGGCUGCUAAGCAGGCAAACCUUAGAGGAAAUGCAGUGACCACUGACUCCAGGGGACUGCAUGGAUAUCUGAAUACUAAAGAAUCAUUAAGAUACACAACUCCGAAAGGACCCACACAGAGACCUAAUUCGGUUGGUAUGCCUCCUCAAUCCAAAUCAGCUGUUUUUUCUCCUCGUAUUAGACAAGUUACACCACAGCAGUCAAGGCCUGUAGAAAAUCAGUCACAACUACAUUCUCUAGGACCUAAUCGCUCAAAGUCUGUCGAUGUAUCUUUGUUGUCUAGGUCAAAAGAAAUUUCUCCUCAGUUGGGAUCUGACAUGUCUCCACAUGCACAAUCCACAACAAUGUCUCCACAGUCAAGACCUGCCGAGAUGUCUCCACAGUCUCGCACAGCAAAAAUGUCACCACAGUCACAAUCUGUUGAUGUGUCUCCACAGUUCAGGACAGUUGACUUGCUAUCGCAGUCUAAAUCUAAUGAAAUGGGUUUGUCAAGGCCUGUUGACACAGUUGUAUCUCCACAGUCUAGAUCAUCAGAUGUAUCACCUCAAUCUAGGUCUGCUCAAUUUUCUCCCCAAUCUAUCCAUACAGGAAUUCAUCCACAUUCAAGGUAUACAGGGAUGUCUCCCCAAUCUGGGAUGGCAGACUUGUCACCACAAUCAAGAUCUUUAGGAAUGAUUCCUCACUCAAGCUCUGCUGAUGUAUCUCCCCAGUCAAGGUCUGGCAUUCCUUCUCAGUCUGGACUUCCUACACAAUCGGUCACUACUACCUCCACUGGACAAUCUUCACAGAUGAAUUUAAUGGGAGUCUCUCCACAGUCCAAUAUUAUAGGACCCCUGCAAGAAUCAAGUAAUGAGAGACUUGCACCACGCACUAGUUCAGCGGCUCUCCUAUCUCAAGCUAACUCCCUGGGAAUCUCUUCACACAUGAUCAGUUCUGAUAGAUUCUCUGCAAGUACUACCUCUAAUGAGUUCCCUGCACUCCCAGCUUCUUCAGGAUUUAUUGGGUGUUCUAGCAAUGAAGCAUUCCCAACUUACAACAAUUCAGGGGAGUUUUCCUCUCAUACUAAUAAUAAUGAAUACUCUCCUCAAAUAAGCUCUGGAGGGUUUAACAUGCAUUCCAAUUCAGGAGGAUUUUCCAUGCAGUCUAACCUUGUAGGAUUUCCAACACAGACUAAUUCAUGUGGAUUUCCUCAGCAUGCCAGUUCUGGAGAAUACUCAUCCCGUAAUCCUGUAGGAAUCAUUGGACAGACAAACUCAGAGGGGUUCAGUACACAUUCAAGUUGUGGCAAUUUCCCUACUCAAAUAAAUUCUGGAGGAUAUACCCCUCAUUCAAGUAGUGGGCCAUAUAAUGCUCAGACAAACUCUGGGGAAUUUCGUGAAAAUUCUAUUGACAUGAUGAUGUAUCAUGCAUCAAGAGAUUUCUCUAUGCAUGCUAACAACAGAGAAUUUUCUGGUUAUAGUACCCCCAAUCAUUUGCCUAUGAAUCAUAGCUCCAGAGAGUUGUUGCAAAAUUGCAACCAAGGAUUGCCUUUGCCUUCAAAUACUGGUACUCCUUCAAUAAAUUCUGUCCUAGGAGAACAGUACCCACAGUCAAACUAUGGUGACUCGCUUGUUCAUCCUGGCUAUAGAGAGGCAUCUUUACAUUCCAGAGUCACCCCUGGAGAAGUUCCAGUGCUUCCUGAUUUCAGAGAAUCAUCCUUACGACAUUCAUACAGAGAUCCUUCUGGACCUCCCAGUUACAGUAAUUUUAGAGAGUCCAGUUCACAGGAUAAUUCAAGAGGUUCACAAUCGCAUAGCUAUAGAGAUAUGCCUUUGCAUUCUAACAUGGGUGAACUCCAGGCUCAUACAAGCACCAGAGAACAAAACCCUCAUGCCAGUUUUAAAGAACAAUCUGGCUCUGCUGGAUACAGAGGACAAAAUAUUUUAGGCAGUUACAUGGAGUCAUCAGCAAUUCCCAACUUCAGAGAAACUCUGAACCUUGGUAACUGCAGAGAACAGCCUCUUUCAAACUUCAGAGAAACUGUAAAUCACUCCAGCCCCAGAGAGCAAGUUCUUCCAAGUUACAGAGAGAAUAUAAGUCAUACUAGUCCCAGAGAACCAAUUCUUCCAUCUUUUGGGGAGCCUAUCAGUCAUCCUAGCCCUGGAGAGCAAGUUAUUCCAAAUGUUAGGGAAUCUUUAAACCAUACAAGCCCUAGAGAACAAAUUCUUCCUUCUUUUGGAGAUCCUGUCAGCAAUUCUAGUCCUAGAGAGCAAGCCCUUCCAAGCUUCCGAGAACCUGUAAACCAUGCUAGCCCUAGUACUGAAGUUCUUCCCUGCUUUCAAGAACCUGGUACCCAUUCCAGCCCUAGAGAGCAAGUUCUUCCUUCCUUCAGAGAAAAUGUAAGCCAUACUAGCCCAAGAGAACAAAUUCUUCCAAGUUUUCAGGAAACUGUAAACAGUACCACUCCAAAACAGCCAUAUAUCCCAACUUUCAGAGAUCCAGAUACCUACAACAGUUUUACAGAUUCAAUAAAUCCUAAUAGCUCUUGUGAACAAACUAUUAAUCCUAACUCUAAAGAAAUGCUUAAUUUUACAACAGGUUGUAGACAACCAAAUGUUUCUAAUUUAGUUUGCACUGAUAAACCAGUAGAAGAUAAUGGUUACAGAGAAUCUCAAACUGUUCCAAAUUUCAGAGUCAAUUCUCAGCAUAUGAAUCUUGAUGAGCCACCCAUUGACCUAAAAUACAUGGAAGCAAGCCUUGCUAACAGCUAUACAAAAUCAUCAGCCCUUCCUAGUUUUACUGAAUCCUUUGAGCACACUAGUCCCAAUGACUUACUUAGAAAAAAUGAUAACACCAGUCUAGGACUCCCGAGUUUUAGAGAUUCGUCCCAUUACUGUACCCCAAGAAAUGUGUCUGAUUGUGACAGCUUCAGAGAAUCUUCUCUAUCUCCAAGCUCAAGAUCACCUGGAUAUACAAAUACAAGAAAUUCUUGUGCUUCUUGGCAAACUGGGGAGCUGCUCUCAUAUUCAGAUACUGGAGAAUCGCCUAUUUACUCAUGUACAAAUGAUUCUAGUGAUUCUCCAGUAAGAGAGAGUGCUAUUUGUAACAGGAGUGAAUCCCUUGAAUGUUUAAGUUCAGUAUAUUCUUCAGCAAACCUUGAUGCAAAAAAUGCUGAUGUUCAAGUCAGGAGUAGAGAUUCAGACAUUCUUUCUGCCAAUAGAGAUGGCUAUCUGCCAGAGAAAUCUCUGAUUCAAAAUACUGAUGUUGCACGGGCUUAUCAUGAUGCAACAAACUCUCCAGAUUACUCAGGUGUGAUAGAAUCUGUUCCUCAUGGUAUGGGUGAGUCUUAUCUUGAUUCAGGUACAGAAAUAUCUGUUCACUCUGGUACAAAUCAUUCUACCCAAUUGUGUGAAGAUUUGCCACAAAGCUUAAGAGAUUUGCCUAUGGAAUCUGCUUCUUUGAGUCCUACAGAUCUUCCCAGAGAUUUUGAAGAAACAGAGUUGUCCAAUCAGGAGUUAACUUCACUGGAUGCUAUUCCAAAGGAGUUUUGUGAAACUGCUCCUUCAAGUCCAACACCUCGGCACCUAAAUAAAUCUCCAGUACAUUCAAAAUGUGUUACAUCACCUGUAGAUAAUAGUUCUCUUGGAUCUCCCAGCUGCUCUGAUUCUUUAGGGUCCCCUGAGAAACUUUCUUCAGUAGUUUCUUCUAUAAAAUCUGACUCGGGAGCUUCUCCUAGUUCUCAGGAAAGAAUAGUUAUAAAAAUGAAAUUACUUCAUAGUGAUUUAGGAAGUGAAAAUGACAGACAUAAUAGUACAGAAAAUGCAAGCAUUACUGAAUUGAGAUUAGAUAGCAGGAAUUCAGUGAAAUAUCCUAUGGCAAAAUAUACCCGCUGGACAAUAGACAGCAUAAUAAAUGGUAGAGAGGAUAUGUGUAGUGAAGAAGGGUCAGAUAAAGUUUGUAAGGAUGAUGAACAAAAGAUAGUAAAAGAAGAAUUACAUUUAAAAGAAGAUGGCAAAACUUCUUUAUCUUCAAGCCCUAAAAGGAUAAAUAAACGAAGAAGCUCUGAGAUGUGUAGCGAGUCAAAAGACCCUAAACUAGAUACAAACAAGAAUUUUAUGAAAAAAACACUUAGAAUUACAAUUUCUAAUCCAUUACGAACCAGAGUUUCAACAGUCGAUGAUUGUGUAGAUGUAAAACUAAAAGAAAAUGAUGAUAGCACAGUAGUGAAGUGUGAAAGAUUUCCAGAGAAGAGAAAUGAAAUCGUGCAGCCAGUCACAGUCAGCAUAGUGCGUAAGAGUAGUAGGUUGCAAAAAGAGUCUCAAAGUCAAACUCCUUUGUGUUCAACUAGAAAAUUGAAAGGUAGACACUUGAAAUCUCCAUCACCAGCUCCAAGUAUUGAAAGUUUUGCCAGCUCAACUAGUGCCUCACGUGCAUCCUGCGAUAGUAGGAGGUGUAGUCAGAGUAGCGAGACUUCAGCAUCAUCAGUGACAAGUAUACUUAGUGAAGGUAGUGAUCAUUCAGUUGUUGCUGAGAUGAAGAAGUGUAGUAUUGUCAUUAAACGUAUAUAUGCAACAGAUAAUUACAGCUGUUAUAGUAGUAGCUUAUGUGAUAAAAAAGUUGUGUUAAAAAACCAAGAUGUACAUUCAACAAGACCAAAACGUAAAGCAGCUAUCGAAGCCACUUUAAAAUGCCAUAAAUCUUUGAAAACGUGUGAUACAAAUGAUGCCAAAACCAAACUUCCCCUUAAUGGUGCAUUUGAUAAGGGAAAAAAUUUUGUGUCAGUGAAUGUUGAAAAAAAGACCCUGCAUAAUAAUAUUGGUAUACCUCGGUGCUCAGUUCUUUUGUAUGAUGUUUUUAUGAAUCGUCGCAUAAACAAAAUGGAGUGUCCUGGCUGUUCUCGGCACUAUGAUAGUACUGACAGUGUUCAAGUCAACAUAAAUAAAGCGACAAUAUCACUUCUUUGUUCAGCGUGUCAGUGGUUGGUGGUUAAGGAUGUUCACCCACGUGAAGUUGACUCAAUGGCUCCCAGCUGAGACAGGCUAAAGCAGUUUUGUUUAUAUUUUUGAGUUUAAAAUUUUUGAUGCAUGGGACAUGAGAUUUAAGAAAAUGAGAAUUCAUACAUGUAGCAUAAAAUGUUAUUUGUGUGGCUGCUAUAUUUUGAGCAAGUGUUUCAUUAAGUACAAGUUUGCAUUGUUAAAGAUGCAUCACCCCCUAAUAAUGUGCAACUUACAAACUACAUACUAUAUACUUCUCAUCACAGUAAGGCCUAGUCAGUCACUUUUUUAAUAUUGAACCUUGCUGAAUAUGCGGAUUUGUAAUUAGACCCAAGUACACAAAUUAAGGGAUAAAGAAUUUGAUAGCUGUGUGGAUUAAGCUUUCUUGGUGCUUAUUUAUUGUAGUACAGAUCUGUUAUAUUUUAAUUAUUGUAUAUAAAUGAAUGGAAAGCACUUACUGCACAACUUUACAGGCUGUCCUACUUAAGGAGUUGUGGCUUGGACUCUUUAUUCUUGAAUGUAAAUUUUUUUUUGUUUUGAGAUGGAAUAUUGAAGUAGUUUGUGUAAUGACCUGAGCACUUGUAUUUUUGCCUGCAUAGAGGUAUAAAACCAAUCAUUGGAAGAGGUGAUUAUAUUCAGCUAUUUCUGCUCUUGGAUUCUUUUCAUAUUAUGGCACAAUAUCAUAUUCUCAAUCCCUUUUUUAUACAUGUAAUACACAGCAAAAUAUGCUGUGGAACUGUCAUGAACAUAAGCUCAGUAUUUUAAGCGUUUUAUUUUUUCUGUGUUCUGGUUUCAUAAAGCAAUGGAUGUGAAAUUUAACUAUGAUAGAAUCCUUUGUGUUGUCUUUAUUUUACAUUUACAAGAGAACAGGUAACAAAACUAGAUACACUAGUAUAUACCUGGUGGGCAGCAAGGUAAGUCAGGUUACAGAUGCAGUAUUGUGGAGUAGUUUUAAUUAUUUACAUGUAAAUUUUGCACAUAUGUAUAUCAGUAAAUACUGUAGUGUCCUUUGGAGGUGCUGGCAGAAGUGUGCAUAUUUUGCAGAGUGAGAUUGAAAUCUCUUUGAACUUGUCCAUGAAAGAAUUACUGUAUUGUUAUAUAAAAUACUUCGUCAUUCAAGUUGUAAAUAUUAACCAUUGGUUAAACAUACCUUCAUUUAUCUUUUGUCUCUAGUGUAAAACCUGUUUAUUUAAGAAGUUUAUAAUGCAUUUCUUCAGCUAAAUACUGUACGUAUUUAAAAGGUUAAAUGGUGUCUAUUUUUGAUGCUUUUUGUAUUUUAUUCGUUUAUUUAUUACUGUAAUUGCUGUUAUUUUGUUCUAUGGGAAUUUAUUGUAUAAAAUAAUUAUGAAUUUGAUACUCAAGUAAAGAGUUAAAAAAAAAUUGCUAAGUUAUUUGAGCAUUGUUUCAUAUUAUGUUGUCUUGUGAAAUAUUUAAGAGCUAUAUUUUGGCAGAGAAUACUGUAGGUUAAAAGUUAAUACAGUGAUACCUUGACUUACGAGUGCCCCAACUUACUGAGUUACGAGCCGUUGCUCAGUCGAUUUUAUGCUUUGAGUUGCAAGCCAAAAUCCGAGUUACAAGCGAGCUUCAGAUAUGCCGCCACUCACAAGACAUGCUGAGGAAAUAUCAAAAACCUCAAUACUAACCAAUGUGUAACAUCCUUUCAAUUUUGAUACCACUGGUAGUGUCAUCCUGCUAGAAUGUUCUAUAACGUAUGCCCUAAGUAAAGAGAAAUUAUUCUGGAACAUGUAAUACAUGCUCGGCAGGCCAGUGGGUUGGGUGGCCAGCUGGUUGGCUGGCUGCUUUGCUUCGGCUGUCUCUAUCUCCUCCUGUCUGUCUGUAUGUAUCUCUUUCUAUCUGUGUGUCUAGCUCACAGGUACACACAAAUACAUGUACAGUUAUACAUAGUGUAAAUUACCUAGUAUGACAUGAUGACUCUGCAUCAUGUGUAAUAUCUGUUGGUUCAUGAGCAGCUCUCUCUUUCAGACAGAGAGACAAGAAGGCAGAAACACAAGUAGACAGUAAGACAGGUAAGCAGAGACAAACAUAGAGCUAGACAGACAAAUAGACAGAAACAGAUAGGCAGACAGAGAUGUUUAUGUGUAACAGUGAAAAAUAAAGCCAAAGCAGUGCACGAUUAUCAAAUGUCACUCCACUGCUGCACUGUCAGCAGUGGAGUGACACUCAUCUUACACUGUUCUUCGAGGAGUUUCAUAAAUACUCCAGCAUUUCUAAAACAUUGCUGGGACCUGGCAAAAAAGGCAAAAAUCAUUCCUUAUUUAUAAAUACAUUUUUCUUAUAUAAAAACCCGUAACAAAAAAAUUGAGGUGGUUUUUUUGGGGGGCUGCAACGGGUUAAUGGCAUUUCAAUUAAUUUCCAUGAGGAAAAUUGAUUUGAUAUACAAGAAAAUUGAGUUAUGAGCUUGGUCAUGGAAUGAAUUAAACUCUUAAGUCAAGAUACCACUGUACUAUGGCAUAGUACUACUGUACACACUAAAUACAAGAAAGGAUUACCCUAACAGUAUAUAAGGUCAGGAAGAAGUAAUUUUUAAAACUGGUUGUUACUGUGAUGUACUAAAUGCAUUGAACUACAUGAGAAUAUCCUACUUGCAGAGUGACUCAAGAAAUCGUAAUAGCACAAUUGCAAACAAACCAUGGUACGGGUGAGGUUAGAACCCAUGGGGGAGAUUCAUCUGUAAAAUGUUGCAUUUGUGGUCACAGUGGGGCCCAUGCUAACUUCCCUAUGGUGCAUAAACAUAUCUAGAUGGAUGAAUCAUCUUAUAGCCAGCUGGCCCAGUGGCUUAUGCACUGGCUUGGAGUUUUAUGACUCAAUUGCCAUGGGUUCUGACUCCACCCGUAUGGUGGUUUGUCUGCUUGCAGAGGUUUAAGAGAUCAAGAAAAAGGGCAG